Molecule: messenger RNA, 751 nt
Organism: Hordeum vulgare subsp. vulgare (domesticated barley)
Lineage: Eukaryota; Viridiplantae; Streptophyta; Magnoliopsida; Poales; Poaceae
Product: transmembrane protein 205-like
Exons: 3
Coding region: 15-491 (158 amino acids)
Source: RefSeq, a predicted model, not a curated record
UGUGGCUCCUUGUGAUGGCCGCCUUCUUCUUGGCCAGCGCCGCCGUCGCCUUCGGCCCUGAAGGCCUCCUCGGCAGCUCUCCCGCCACGACGGCGGUGAAGACGGCCCACCUUCUCUUCUUUGCAACAUCCUUGGGCGCCACCGUCUGGGCCAUCUUAGCGAGUGGCAUAAUCAUGUUCCUCCACUUGCCGAGGCACAUGAUGGGAAGGCUGCGCGGGAAGGUCUUUCCGGCGUGCUUCACGCUGAACGCAACGUGCACGGGCGUGUCCGCGGCCGCGUUCGCCUGGCUACACUAUCCGUGGAAGGCGGCACCGGCGGUCGAGCGCCGGCAGCUUGGGCUCCUUAUCGCCACCAUCGGGUUCGACCUCGCCAACCUGUUGCUCUUAGCGCCGAAGACCCUCAAGAUGAUGCAUGAGAGGCACAUAUUAGAGAGGGCCCUUGGCAUUGGCGAACAGGGGUCCAUCGAUGGCUUACGUACUACGAAGCACUGAUACUUCAGAAAUUUGUGUAUCGCCGUUCAGUACUUCGCCGAUACUCCGAUACUUCAGAUACGCUUUCGAUACUCGUAUUCCCGAAGUAUCGUCAUUUUCAAUUUAAAAGAAAUGGCUAUACGCGUAUCCUCAAAGUAUUAUCGCCGUUGUGUAUUGCCCAUGCCUUGAUGUAUCGUUGAUCUGUUCAUAUAGGUAGUGCAUGUGGACUGUACUACUGUAUUAAUUGAUAAAAAUGCUUGUUAAGGAUGUUGCUUGUGCAA